Messenger RNA from Limulus polyphemus (Atlantic horseshoe crab), 5161 nucleotides. Its product is annotated as 5-oxoprolinase-like. The transcript has 33 exons. Gene Ontology annotation, cellular component: cytosol. The record is from RefSeq and is a predicted model, not a curated record. Gene Ontology annotation, molecular function: 5-oxoprolinase (ATP-hydrolyzing) activity. Lineage: Eukaryota; Metazoa; Arthropoda; Merostomata; Xiphosura; Limulidae. Gene Ontology annotation, biological process: glutathione metabolic process. Bases 113 to 3919 code for a protein of 1268 amino acids.
AUAUAUAUAUAUAUAUUCAACGUAGGCGACCUCUGGAGCUUCUUAGGAUGUUCGGUCAUGUGCUUUUGAGUUUUAUGUAAACAUCGAUGGGGGAUAUAACAAGAAAAUAAGUAUGGAAGAGAAAGAGUGUGAAAAAUUACCACUGUUAACAGGGUUUCAGUUUGCCAUUGAUAGAGGUGGAACAUUCACAGACAUCUUUGGUAGAUGCCCUGAUGGUAAAAUUAGGCUGAUGAAACUUCUGUCUGAAGAUCCAAUAAAUUAUUCUGAUGCUCCUAGUGAAGGAAUAAGAAGAAUUAUAAAGGAAACAGGCAUCAGUAUUUGCCCUUCAGAUCCUAUAGACACAAGCAAAAUUGAAUGGAUUCGCAUGGGAACUACAGUAGCCACCAAUGCUUUGCUGGAAAGAAAAGGUGAAAGAAUGGCUUUAGCAAUAACAGCAGGUUUCAAAGACCUUCUUUUUAUUGGCAAUCAAGCAAGACCAAACAUUUUUGACUUGAAAAUCAAAUGCCCAGAGAUGUUGUAUGAAGAUGUCAUUGAAGUGGAAGAAAGAGUUCUGAUACAUCAACAGCAAUGUCAGCUAAAUAAAAAAAAUCCUAUCUGUGUUGGUACUACUAAUGAAAAGCUAGAAAUUUGGACUCCCGUAAAUUUAGAAAAAUUAAGAAUAGACUUGGAGAACACAUUGAGCAAGGGUAUUAGCAGCUUAGCCAUUGUUUUGGCUCACUCUUAUAUAUUUCCAGAUCAUGAGAUUCAAGUAGGGAAUCUUGCUAAGAUGUUAGGAUUUCGGCAUGUUUCUCUAUCAUCAAAUAUAAUGCCUAUGGUUCGUAUGGUCCCUCGUGGUUUUACAGCAUGCACUGAUGCAUACCUUACGCCUUGUAUUAAAAAGUAUGUGAAUGGAUUUUCUUCUGGCUUUAAGAAUAAUCUUAAAGAUGUCAACUGCCUAUUUAUGCAAUCUGAUGGAGGCCUAACUCCAAUGAACCAGUUUUGUGGGUCAAAAGCUAUACUUUCAGGCCCAGCAGGAGGAGUUGUAGGUUAUGCACUGACAACAUACAAAAGAGAAACUAAUUUGCCUGUUAUAGGAUUUGAUAUGGGAGGCACUUCCACUGAUGUUAGUAGGUAUGAUGGACACUUUGAGCACAUUUUUGAAACUUCCAUUUCUGGUAUAUCAAUACAAGCUCCACAGCUUGAUAUCAAAACAGUAGCAGCAGGUGGAGGCUCCAUGUUGUUCUUCAGGUCAGGACUCUUUGUUGUAGGACCAGAUUCUGCAGGGUCCCAUCCUGGUCCAGUUUGUUACAGAAAAGGUGGGCCUCUGACUGUUACAGAUGCAAACUUAUGUUUGGGGAGGCUCCUUCCUGAUUAUUUUCCAAAAAUAUUUGGGGAUAAAGAAGAUCAGCCACUGGAUAAAGAGGAGACCACUAAAGCAUUCCAAGAACUUACUAAUAAGGUCAACACAUAUCUUCUGAACCAGUCAGAGCAUGUAUGUAAGGAACCCAUGACAAGAGAAGAAGUUGCUCUAGGAUUUAUACGUGUAGCAAAUGAAACUAUGUGUCGGCCAAUUAGAGCCCUGACUCAAGUAAAAGGUUAUGACACCUCUCAGCAUGUCCUAGCUUCUUUUGGGGGAGCAGGUGGUCAACAUGCUUGUGCUAUUGCUCGAUCACUUGGAAUAUCAUCUGUGUUUAUUCAUAGAUAUGCAGGUAUUCUAUCAGCAUUCGGAAUGGCUCUUGCUGAUGUUGUUCAUGAAGUACAGGAACCUUGUGCUGUUGUUUACUGUAUAGAUUCUUUGAAGACUAUUGAUGAAAGGAUAACAGCUAUCAGGAUUAAAUGUAUUGAUGAAUUAAAGAAGUUAGGCUUUGAUGAGUCAAGAAUUCAAACAGAACCACACCUUCAUAUGCGUUAUGAGAAAACAGAUUAUGGCUUAAUGUGUUCUGCAUCUGGUUAUAAGGCCGGUAAUGGGACAAGCUGCUAUGGAGAUUUUCUGUCAUCAUUUUACAGUAGGCAUCAGCAAGAAUUUGGCUUUAACAUAGACGGUCGAUCCAUUAUAAUUGAUGACAUUCGUGUGAGAGGAACUGGUAAAAGUGGUGUAGUCAUGUCAACAGUUUUGAGAAAGGCUACAGCUCCACCACCAGUAGAGUUUCACACAAAGUGUUACUUUGAAGGUGGCUAUCAAGAUACAAAGGUGUUUUUGUUAUGUAAUCUUCUCAAUGGGCAUGUGAUCACUGGUCCUUCUAUAAUUAUAGAUGACAAUUGUACAAUUUUAGUGGAACCAGACUGUGAAGCUACAGUCACUGCUCAGGGUGACAUAGAAAUCAAGGUUUAUAAGAACAAAACCCAGAAUAUUGGAACUGAGCUGGACACAAUUCAGCUGUCUAUCUUCUCUCACAGAUUCAUGAGUAUUGCUGAACAAAUGGGGAGGGUGUUACAGAGGACUUCUAUAUCUACAAAUAUCAAGGAGAGAUUGGAUUUUUCCUGUGCUCUUUUUGGUCCUGAUGGAGGGCUUGUAUCUAAUGCUCCACAUAUACCAGUCCAUCUUGGAGCAAUGCAAGAGGCUGUACAGUUCCAGAUGAGAAACCUUGGAGACAACAUUCAGCCUGGUGAUGUUUUACUUUCUAACCACCCUUGUGCUGGGGGAAGCCAUUUGCCUGACCUUACAGUUAUAACACCGGUUUUCUAUAAAGGCUUUGAAAAACCCAUGUUUUUUGUGGCUAGCAGGGGACAUCAUGCAGAUAUAGGAGGAGUUACACCAGGGUCUAUGCCUCCUCACUCUAAAACUCUGCAGGAAGAAGGUGCUACAUUCAUAUCUUUCAAACUUGUAAAGAAUGGAAUCUUCCAAGAAGAGGACUUGAUUGAACAGCUAAUGGCUCCAGCAAAGUAUCCUGGUUGUAGUGGUUCACGAAACUUGAAGGACAACAUCUCAGACCUGAAGGCUCAGGUUGCAGCUAAUCAUAAGGGUAUCACUUUAGUGUCCAAUAUGAUUGAUACAUAUGGUAUAAAAGUUAUUCAAGCCUACAUGGGAUAUAUUCAGGCCAAUGCAGAACUUGCAGUGAGGGACAUGUUAAAACAGAUUGGAAGAAAUUUUAGCAAUGAAAAGGAUCAUGUUGAACUGAGUUCUGAAGAUUACAUGGAUGAUGGCACUUUGAUUAAGCUUCAUCUUACUAUACAUACAAAAAAGGGCACUGCUGUUUUUGACUUUAGUGGAACCAGUCAUGAAGUUUAUGGGAACUGCAACACACCAACAGCAGUUACUUUAUCAGCCAUUAUUUACUGCCUACGAUGCCUUGUAGGACAUGAUGUGCCUUUAAAUCAGGGAUGUCUAGCUCCUGUUAAGAUAGUUAUUCCUGAAGGUUCUAUACUUAGUCCAUAUAAAGAUGCAGCUGUAGUUGGAGGGAAUGUUCUGACAUCUCAGCGUAUUGUGGAUGUUGUUCUCAAAGCAUUUGGAGCUUGUGCUGCCUCUCAGGGUUGUAUGAACAAUAUAACAUUUGGAGAUGAAGAAGUUGGAUAUUAUGAAACAGUUGCUGGUGGAGCAGGUGCUGGUCCGAGUUGGCAUGGUCGUAGUGGGGUUCAUAGUCACAUGACCAAUACUCGUAUUACUGAUCCAGAAAUUCUUGAAAAAAGAUACCCUGUUGUUGUUCAGAAGUUUCAAUUAAACCCAGAUAGUGGUGGCUCAGGGCAGUACCAUGGUGGAGAUGGAGUUGUUCGGGAGUUACUGUUUAGGAAAGAUCUAACACUGUCUGUGUUGACAGAAAGAAGAGUCUUCACACCUUAUGGAUUGUUUGGUGGGAAAAAUGGAAAACAAGGCUUAAACCUUCUUAUCUACAAUAAUGGGCGAAUUGUUAACCUCGGGGGCAAGACAUGUGUUAAGGUGUCUGCUGGGGAUGUUUUUCACAUGGAGACACCUGGAGGUGGUGGCUAUGGAUCAGCAGACUGAUGAUGUGGCCAAUGUUUUGGAGGAGUAUAAUCAAGAAGAGAACAAUAUUUUAUUUCACAUAAUUUUUAUUAUUCAAGAGCAACCUACAGUAGCCUCUGUUACAUGAACUGUUCUAGUUUAGGGAAAAACUUUUGCCACACAGUGAAAUAAAUCCCAUAUUAGUGGGAAAGACAUUAUAAUUGAUAUUCUAUUUCAUAGUGUAGGAAGUAAAUAUGAAACUAAAUAUCUUGGUUUAUCAUUCAACAUUAUGUAAUUGAACAGUAUACAUUAAGUACCUUAGGCUGUCGUAUAACCUACUGUUAAAAAAUUGAUGCGAUUAUUAGUGCCUUGGGUUACUUUUGAACCUAUUAUUAUUUCAGUGAUGGUAUUAAGCAUAUUGGCUUACCAUUCAACAUUAUAUAAUUAAACAAUUUAAUUAAAUGAUUUCAGAUUAUCAUUACAUCUGUUGAUUUUCAACAACAAUUCUUGAGUUAUGGGGUUUGAUAAUUAUUUCACACCAUUUGAAUGACAGUUAUUAAGCUUCUUAUUUUGGGACUGCCAAUGAGCUUAUUGAAUUUGAAAAUUGAUGUAAAGAUAAGUAUCUUGGAUUAAGAUUUAAUAAGUUUUGGUGUAAAGUAGAUAUAAAGAUAAUCACCUAAGAUUAUCAUUCAUCAAGUUUAAUAAGCAGAUCAUCUAAAGGUAAUUGCCCUGAACUAUAAUUUAAGUUAACAACUUUGAUGAAGAGCAUAUCUAAAAUCAUCUUUCGUGGUUUAUAUUCAGUAUGGUUUAAUUGAGCAUUAGUCCUAAAGUGAAAUAAUGUGUUAUCAUUGUACUUAUUGUUAUUGAAUAUGUGAAAUAGUCAUUAACUCUACUACAUGAUCAAUCAACAUGGUUUUGAACAGAGGUUUUGAUUAAAAACUAAACUAAAAUUAAAUACCUUAAAGGUAUUUUAAGUUUAUUUGUAGUACAAGCAUAUUACAAAGAUAUAUUAUUAUGUGUUAGUAAUUCUAAUUUGAAAAUACUUGAUAAGCUAUGGUUUGUGCUCUAUGAAAUGACUUGAUAGCACUUACUGAAAGUCUUACAAAAGUAACAUUUAUUCAAAUAAAAAUUGUUUCAGAAUUGGUCUAAUACACAUUAGUUAAUAGAACUUUGAUUUGUGUGUUACUGACCUAUAAUAUAAGCAUGAUUGUUUUGACAAACUUACUUUGUUGGUAAAAUAUUUGUUUCUAGAUGAAAUAAAUCUUCUUUUCUUAAAACUGAUAA